Molecule: messenger RNA, 545 nt
Organism: Sphaeramia orbicularis (orbiculate cardinalfish)
Lineage: Eukaryota; Metazoa; Chordata; Actinopteri; Kurtiformes; Apogonidae
Product: complement factor B-like
Exons: 4
Coding region: 1-378 (125 amino acids)
Biological process (GO): proteolysis; complement activation; response to bacterium
Cellular component (GO): extracellular exosome
Molecular function (GO): serine-type endopeptidase activity
Source: RefSeq, a predicted model, not a curated record
AUGUAUGUGAUAAGGGCUGCAUGUGUGGAGAAAGCCAGGCAAACUCUACAACCACCAACAGAUGUGACACUGGAGGAAUACAUGCCAGACAGAUUUGUUUGUUCUGGAGGCACCUCAGGAAAACAAGACGUCACCACUUGUCAAGGUGACUCUGGUGGAUGUCUGUUCCUGCAAAAAAGAAAAUACUAUUUUCAGGUGGGGGUAGUGAGCUGGGGCACCAUUGACGUCUGUAAAACACCCAUCAUAGGACACAGGAGAUACAGCAGUGAUAGACCGCCAGCAGACGCUCGUGACUUUCACAUCGACAUCUUCAAGAUAAUGCCAUGGCUUAAAACGCAUUUGGGUCGUGAGAUCCAGUUCCUACCAGAUGAUGACUGAGACCAAUCAGCUGACAGGGACCAUAAAGUAAAACAGAUCAGGCGCAGAAUUCAGCUGAAGUGGAUGUGUGACCUCUUUAGAUACAGAAGGUGUUCCUGUUCAAUAAACAUCACAUACAUAUCACAUGAAUCCAAAGUUUUAUUGUCAGUCUCUUGUGUUUUUUAGUA